GUCCACCCUUCCCCUUCAGUCAUUAACGGGCACUCGGACAAAAAUGCUCCGGUGAACGAAGCAACCAUAGCGGCAUGGACGGCUGCCCGCCAUAGUAGAAACUUCCCGGGUUUCUUUUUUUAUUUUAUUUUUUAACAAACUAACAGAUUUUAUUUCUACAUUCGACAUUUUUUCUUGUAGCGUUUCUGUUUUUUUUGUUUAGUUUUUCUGCCUCAAAUGGAUCGAGUUAAAAGCUCCAUGCAGCAAGUUCCCAACGCUAUCCCCAAAGUGAUCCGGCGGACCGGGGGGGCCAACAGCCUGGAGACGGAGAGGGAAAACUUCGAGAGAGUCCAGGCUGUCAGCAUCAAUAAGGCCAUCAACACGCAGGAGGUCGCCGUCAAAGAGAAACACGCCAGGACUUGCAUUUUGGGGACCCAUCAUGAAAAAGGUGCCCACACAUUCUGGGCCGUGGUCCACCGGCUUCCUCUGUCCAGCAACGCUGUGCUCUGCUGGAAGUUCUGCCACGUCUUCCACAAGCUGCUGCGCGACGGACACCCCAACGUGAUUAAGGACUCCAUGAGGAACAAAGCAGAUCUGACUGAUAUGAGCAGGAUGUGGGGUCACCUGAGUGAAGGCUAUGGGAAGCUGUGCAGCAUCUACCUCAAACUGCUCAUCACCAAAAUAGAGUUUCACAUCAAAAAUCCUCGUUUCCCCGGCAACCUGCAGAUGUCAAACAGGCAGCUGGACGAGGUGGGGGAGAACGACGUUAACAACUUCUUCCAGUUGACUGUAGAGAUGUUCGACUAUUUGGAGUGUGAGCUCAACCUCUUUCUGGCUGUUUUUAGCUCCCUGGACAUGUCGCGGUCGGUGUCGGUGACGGCAGCUGGACAGUGUCGCCUGGCCCCCCUCAUCCAAGUCAUCCUAGACUGCAGCCAUCUGUACGAUUACACCGUCAAGCUGCUUUUUAAGCUGCAUUCCUGCCUUCCAGCCGACACUCUCCAGGGCCACAGAGAUCGCUUCCAGGAGCAGUUCAAGAAGCUAAAGAGCCUGUUCUAUCGCUCCAGUAACUUGCAGUAUUUCAAGAGGCUAAUUCAGAUCCCACAACUGCCUGAGAAUCCACCGAACUUCCUGCGUGCGUCAGCUCUGUCAGAGCACAUCAGCCCGGUGGUGGUGAUCCCUGCUGAGUCGUCGUCGCCCGAGUCGGAGCACGUGGUGGAAACGGACGACCUGGUCGACACGGAUAUUCCCGUCCUGCCGGCUCCUGUAGAAACCAAGUUUGACGACCUGUUUGGAACCUCAGCAGCUAUCGAUCCGUUCAACUUCAACAGCCAGAAUGGCAUGCGCAAGGAUGACAAAGACCGACUGAUCGAGCAGCUGACCAGGGAGAUCCAGGCUCUGAAGGAGGAGCUGGAGUCAUUCCGGCUGGAGAGUGGACGCCUUUGUCAAGCCCUGAGGGGGCGCGUCAGUGAGCUGGAGGCAGAGCUCGCCGAGCAGAGCCACCUGAGGAUGCAAGCUGUCGGAGAGAGCGAGUUCCUGAAAGCAGAGCUGGACGACCUGCGGAGGGUCCGAGAGGACACGGAGAAGGAGCAGAGGAGUCUGACUGAGAUUGAGAAAAAGGCUCAGGCCAACGAGCAGCGCUACACCAAACUGAAGGAGAAGUACACAGAGCUGGUUCAGAGUCACGCAGACCUGCUGAGGAAGAACGCAGAGGUGACCCGGCAGAUGACCGUCGCUCAGGCCGCACAGGAUGAAGUGGAGGUGGUGAGGAAGGAGAUGCAGGAGAAGGUGAAGGCAGCACAGGAUGUGACAGACAGGCAGGAAAGAGAGCAGCAACGGCAGCUGGAAGACCUCCAGAAUGAGCUGGUGUCCACCCGGGAAGAGCUGGAAACCUUGAAGUCCUCCAUGGCCUCAUCUAAGCAGUCCACUGAAACGCUCAGCUCUCAGAUGGCGGCCCUGGAGUCAGAGAAAGCCGAGCUGGUGCAGUCGAUGUCGAAGGUGGAGGCAGAGCUGGAGGCCCAGAGAGAGGAGCUGCAGCGAGCCCAGAGCUCGCUGGCGACAGAGAGGGAGAGCGGGGUGAAAGCCGCCGAGGCCCUCCAGAAUCAGCUCAACGAGAAGGAAAGCAGGGAGCAGGCGCUGGAGAGCCAGCUGGUGGCGGCUCGCUGGUCAAGCUUGCGAGGCGCCGUGGAGGAGGCAGAGAAGAUCAUCCAGGACUCCCUGUCUCAGAUAGACGACCCGGCUCACAUCAGCUGCACCAGCUCUGCAGACUACCUUGCAUCGAGGUGUCAGGCCUCUUUGGAUUCAUUGGACCAUUUAAAUUCUUCCAUAAAGACCUUCAUGGAUGACAACUCAGCUGUGUUGGAACUAGUGCGAGCAGUUACCCGGAGUGGCCACCUGGUGGGCGACACCAUUGUCCAGGGCAGCGCCACCUCACACAUGGUGCCAGUGGAGAAAUCUGAUGCCCUUUUGGAGACCGUGAAGACGUGCGGCGCUGAAGUUCUGCUCAUGCUGGGACAGAUGAAGCAACAGGACCACCUGGCAGCAGCGGACAGCGCCAAGCUAAGAGCAGCUCUGGAGGCCAUCCUGGCAACAGCAGAGAAACUGCGCCCUCGGGGUUUGGAGCUGCAGCAGGGGGAGCUGGGAGAUCUUGUGGAGCAGGAAAUGGCUGCCACUUCCACUGCGGUCGAGUCGGCGGCAGCCAGGAUAGAGGAAAUGUUGAACAAAUCUCGAGCGGUCGAUACGGGGGUGAAGAUGGAAGUCAACGAGAGGAUCCUGGCCUCCUGUACUGAGCUGAUGGAGGCCAUCAAAGCUCUUGUUUUGUCCUCCAAAGAUCUUCAGAGGGACAUCGUGGAGAGUGGCAGGGGGGCAGCCUCUAUGAAGGAAUUUUAUGCUAAGAACUCCCGCUGGACAGAGGGCCUGAUCUCUGCCUCCAAAGCGGUAGGAUGGGGCGCCACAGUCUUGGUUGAUGCGGCUGACCUGGUGGUGCAGGGCAAAGGGAAGUUUGAGGAGCUGAUGGUGUGCUCGCAUGAGAUAGCAGCCAGCACAGCGCAGCUUGUUGCUGCCUCCAAGGUAAAAGCAGACAAGGACAGCGGCAAUCUGCAGCGCUUGCAGCAAGCGUCCCGGGGCGUCACGCAGGCCACAGCCGCUGUGGUGGCUUCCACAAAGUCUGGGAAGUCCCAGAUUGAGGAUACAGAAACAAUGGAUUUUUCCAGCAUGACUCUCACUCAGAUCAAACGACAAGAGAUGGACGCUCAGGUUCUGGUUCUGGAGCUGGAGACACGUCUGCAGAAGGAGCGCGAGCGUCUCGGGGAGCUGAGGAAGAAGCAUUACGAGCUGGCGGGGGUCGCGGAGGGCUGGGGUGGAGACGACGAGGGUACAGGCUGAAACCUCUCCACCCAGGUCGUCCCACCUCCCUCCACCAUCAGACCGGCUUCUGUCCGCCUCGAACUAUUUAUGGACACACUAUCUGUCUUUCUCUUCCUUUUGUUUGAUCCUUUGUUUUCUAAGCCAAAUGAAAAGGUGCUUUUUUUAAAGAAAAACUUCCUUCUCCACACGAGAAAGAUGGACGUGAAGUUCAGAAGAAAGCUACAACCCAUCUUCACAGGCUCACACGCCUCCAGGAAGUAAAUAACAGGAUGAUUGUGUCUCGAGUCCCAGCAGCGCCGACACAAGCUCCUCCCAGAAUGCAGAAGGUUUGACUCCUCGUUCUUCUGCUGCAGCUGAGCGCUCUCCUGACGAUUCCUCCUGUUCUCCUCUCACUGUGAGCGAUCACCUCAUGGAGUCCACGCCGCCUUACAGGCCGGGCCCGCCGCCUUUCACGUCCUCAUCGUUGUAAUGACCGGGACUGUUACCCCAUCCCUUCGUUCCUGAACUUCAGCAGGUGGACGCUCCUCAGCUCCUUCCACACAGAGAACACUAAUAAUCGUGUGUUUUUUUUCUCCUUUCUAAAGGUUAAAUGAUUUAACGGAGAAUCCUUUGUUUUAAACGUUUUUAAGUUCUGCCGCCUUACUUCUCACUUAAAGUCAUCUGCUUCCAGUCCAGGAGGAUAACGCUACACAAAAAGCAAAUGUGUCCCUAUUUUUUAAGUUUUAGAUAAUAUUUGACUGAGAACUAUAAAAAAAUGUUUUCUCUGCACACAAAAAAAAGAUUGAUCUGUGUUUGUUUUUCAUGGACUCUGAUGUUUGCAGAGCUUCUAUAGACCAAGUAAGACCAAGUAGCUGUGUGUUCAAUUCCACGCCUUCUUUUGGUUUCUUCUCAACGUCUCUCAACGUUCGGACCGAAGCGGCGCCCGGUGUCCUUCGCUGAAUGAAGCCACCAUGGGGCCCUUUCGUUUUUCAGGCUCACCUGAUCUUAACCUGCUCUGUGUCAUGCCGCAGCAGUGAGGGGGCGGGGCUUAAACAGGAGCCGGAAACUCAUCUGAUGCGUCUUUCUGUAUCACAUCACAUUUCUGCUGCUCCAGUAUUAUCUGCAGUUCAUUUUUUUGUAUUUGAUGAGGAUUUCAGCUCUUUUUUUUUUCUCAUUUCUUCAGAAAGUUUUAUAUAAAAGAAAAUAUAAGAGAAGCUACUGGGAGUGGUGUUUCAAGUGUCUUUGAGUGAUGAAAUGGACAAAGUUUGGUUUCAUUUUUGCCUCUUUAUUAACCCGUUUGUCUCUGUAGUGGUUUCAGCACAGCCAGCCUUCCAAACUGCCUCACACUGUAGUCAAACAAAUUACUCACAUAGCAACAUUGAACCAUGAAUGAUGUUCUACUAAAACCAUGUUGGUGAGUUUGUUGUUUUUUUUUCUUCAGUUUUUGAAAUAAAUAUUUCUGCUCAUUAA
Molecule: messenger RNA, 4791 nt
Organism: Oryzias melastigma (Indian medaka)
Lineage: Eukaryota; Metazoa; Chordata; Actinopteri; Beloniformes; Adrianichthyidae
Gene: hip1
Product: huntingtin interacting protein 1
Exons: 31
Coding region: 217-3360 (1047 amino acids)
Biological process (GO): clathrin coat assembly; actin filament organization; endocytosis
Cellular component (GO): clathrin-coated vesicle; presynapse; actin cortical patch
Molecular function (GO): phosphatidylinositol-3,5-bisphosphate binding; phosphatidylinositol-3,4-bisphosphate binding; clathrin-cargo adaptor activity
Source: RefSeq, a predicted model, not a curated record